Molecule: messenger RNA, 1498 nt
Organism: Paramecium pentaurelia
Lineage: Eukaryota; Ciliophora; Oligohymenophorea; Peniculida; Parameciidae
Source: the annotation of a GenBank genome assembly
AUGAUAAAAUUAUUGAAGUAAUUUUAAUUAAUAAGGAACACAUAAAAAAUAAAUUUAAUUACUUGUUGUCCUUUUACAAGUAGCUAUAAAUAAGAAGCAAACAUUGUUUUAUGUGAUGCUUUAAAUGCUAUAAUGGAAGAGAAUUUAAGAAAUAACAAAUUGGAUAUUUUAUCUUAAUAUUACACAAAAAUAUGGGAAGGUAGAUUAGGAUUAGUAGAAAAUAAAAUAUUAUUUUGUUAAUUUUUAGAAAAUUCAAAUUAAAUAUUACGUAAAGAAUUCGCCAUAGAUAAAAUUGAAAAGGAUGAUAAUAUUAGAAUAAAUAAAUCUAUAUAAAUAUUUCAUGUUUUUAACACUAUUACUGAAUUAUAAAUAAUAAGAUGGGAAGGUAUCUAGGAUUUAUUUCAAUGGAUUAGAAAUGAAAGUACAUACCAAUUAUUUUAGAGAACAAACAAAUAACAUAUAUAUCUUAAAUUUAUACAUUUAUUAUAUGUCAAUCAAUAUGAUAUUUUAGAAUUUCAUAAUAAUAUAGAAAAUGCUUUAUUUCAAUUUAAAAAGGUAACACCAUAAUUUGUAGAUGAGAGAUUAGAAUAUUAUAAAGCUAUAAAUAUGUUAAGAUAAUUUGAUAAAAUAGAGAAAGCACAUUUAAAGAUGACUAUUUUGGAAUUAAGUAAGUUGGAAAAUAGAUAAAUAGGAUAUUCAUUAGAAUAAUUAGAUAUAUUAUCAUAAUAUAUUAAUUUAGUAUGUGAAGUGUUUUUUACAAAUUUAUUAUAAAAAAGAGAUAUUUUCAAUUUUGUAUAAGAAGAUGAAGAAGAAGAAGAAGAAGAUUAAGAUUUGGAUGAUUAUACUCUUAUUGAACCAUUAAAUAGAUUAAUCAGAUUAUUUUUAUAAUAAGAUGCUUUUUAUUAUAAAAGAUCUAUUUCAAGUUAUAGAGAUAAAUUAAUUCAGAAAGAGGGAUAUUUAGAUUUAGUAGAUCCAGUUAAAUGGAGACAACUUAUGUCUGUAUCCAAAGGAUUAUGGGUAUUAACAGAUGACAAUAAACAUGAUAGAUCUUGCAUUGAUCUAUUAGAAAAUGCUAUUUUUAGAAAAUUGGAAACAGACACAGCAUCAAUAACUGAUGGAAUUGAUAUCAUCAAUUAUAUUUAGGAUAUUCAUGAAAUGAGAUAAGGACAUCAAUUUUUAGUAUUUAGUUAGAAUAAAUUUAGAUAUUAAAAUCUAUUUGUGAUUAAAUUAAUAAUUAAGAACUCUAAGAUUUAUCAAUUACUCGUUAAAAUUUACCAAGUUUAUUACAUUAAAUGUUGACUUUAGAAAGAAAAGCAGAAGAAUUUGAAUUGGCUUUUAUUUAACCGGCAUUACAUAAAUUAGAAACUUGGAUUAAAUAAUCUAAAUUUGAUUAAGAAUUAAAAAUGUGUGAUUGGUAUGAUCUCUCUAUGGUAAUAAAAAAACAUGAAUAUCAUGAAUUAGACGAUUAUGUGAAUAAAAAAUUAGAGUAAUCAUGAAC